AUGACAAUUCAGAGUCAGCUGCAGCAGAAUUAUAAUGAGAUCAUGCACCAACAAGAAAGGAGUGCAUUAUGGAAACUAGAGAAAUGGUCAAUGGUUGAAGAAAGAAUUAUGAAGCAGAAAGCAAGAGCUAAAUGGAUACAACUGGGGGAUGCAAACACAAAGUACUUCUCAGUUGUAAUGAAGGAUAGGAACCACAGGAAACAGAUAAAAGAAUUGACAACUUUGGAGGGAAGAAAGAUUAAUCAACUAGGAGAGAUUAAAGAAGAGGCCAUUAGAUUCUAUAAGAGCCUAAUGGGAACAACUGAAAGGAACCUUCCAGUAGUAAACAGAAUGGUAAUGAAGAAGGGACCAACACUGAGUCAAGAACAAAGACAGUUAUUAUGUGCAGAAGUCACAAAGCAAAAAGUACAUGAGGGUCUGAAAGGCAUAGAGGAAGACAAGGCCCCAGGAAUUGAUGGGUAUAAUGUUGUGUUUUACAAAACAAACUAUGGCACAUUAUUGACUGAUAAUCCAACAACAAUCAAAGAGUACAGACCUAUAGCAUGUUGCACAAUGCUAUAUAAACUAAUCUCCAAGAUCUUAACAGCAAGAUUGCAAAAGUUUAUAGCUUGGGUGAUGGAAUGUGUCAAAACUAUAAAUUACACUAUCAUGGUGAAUGGAGAGCAAACAGAUCUCUUCAAUGCUGAAAAGGGACUCAGACAAGGAGACCAUGUGUCUCCAUUUUUAUUUGCAAUUGCAAUGGAAUAUUUGAGUCGAAUCCUAAAGAAGAUGACAGAGAAGCAACAAUUCCAUUAUCAUCCUAGAUGUGCAAAGCUGGAAAUAACUCAUCUAUGUUUUGCAGAUGAUCUGUUGAUAUUUUCCAGAGGUGAUAUUUCUUCAGUAACUGAAAUACUUAACAGCUUCAAUUAA
Messenger RNA from Nicotiana tabacum (common tobacco), 909 nucleotides. The record is from RefSeq and is a predicted model, not a curated record. Lineage: Eukaryota; Viridiplantae; Streptophyta; Magnoliopsida; Solanales; Solanaceae.